AUGACUGCGACGACGAUGCAGAACUCAACAGAGACUCUGUCGUUUGUGUUGGCUAUGUAUGGUGACGCAGGACAGUUAAAGUACCUGUACUUCACUCUGGCUCUGCUAUUUUACAUAUCAGUGAUUGUUGCAAACUCUGUUCUUAUCAUCAUUAUUUAUAUGGACCAAAAUCUGCACGAGCCCAUGUAUCUGUUCCUGUGUGGUCUGUUUGUUAAUGAGAUAUACGGCAGCACGUCUCUGCUGCCCUGCUUCAUGGUGCAUAUCUUGUCAGAGACUCAUGAAAUAUCCGCCUCCCUCUGCUUCAUUCAAGUAUUUAACAUUCAUACAUACGGAACUAUUGAAUUUGGCACGUUAACAAUUAUGGCAUACGACCGUUACGUGUGCAUUUGUAAACCUUUACAUUACAGCGUCACAAUAACGAAAAGAAAAGUACAGAUGGUCAUACUUUUUAUCUGGACAUUUUGCUUUUUAGAGAUUGGAGUUUUGUUGUCUUUUACUGUUCGUUUAAAGUUUUGUGGGACUGUUAUCAACAAAGUAUUUUGUGCACAUCACUUAGUUGCUGAUCUUUCUUGUUCAUCAGACAGAACCGUGUCUCUGGUUCACGAUGUGUUUUUCGGUCUCAUUGUCACGGUCACCGGUCCUGUCAGUUAUAUUUCAUACAGUUAUGGAAAUAUUUUGUUAGUGUGUUUAAAAGGUUCCAAAGAGACGAGAAAGAAGGCUUUGGAAACCUGCACUCCACAUUUUGUUUCCCUCAUCAGCUUUGUGUUCGCCUGUUUUUAUAGUUUGAUCUCACAGAGAUCUGACGCGUCCUCAGUUCCGUACCCUCUCUGUGUUUUUUUGUCUGCGUAUGCGAUGGUGAUUCAGCCUCUUCUCAAUCCUGUGAUCUACGGUCUUAAACUGUCAAAAAUUAAAAAUGCUUGUAAAAACCUGUUGACAUUAAAAACAUCACAACUCUACAUUUCUCCUGGAGCGUAUUUAAAUCCCACACUUCAUUAUUAA
Molecule: messenger RNA, 999 nt
Organism: Paralichthys olivaceus (Japanese flounder)
Lineage: Eukaryota; Metazoa; Chordata; Actinopteri; Pleuronectiformes; Paralichthyidae
Product: olfactory receptor 4P4-like
Biological process (GO): G protein-coupled receptor signaling pathway; detection of chemical stimulus involved in sensory perception of smell
Cellular component (GO): membrane
Molecular function (GO): olfactory receptor activity; G protein-coupled receptor activity; odorant binding
Source: RefSeq, a predicted model, not a curated record